AUGGCUACUCAAGCACCCAACCAGCCGCGCGCGUACAACGCUCCUUUCCUGCCGAACGGUGGCCCAGCCGCCGGCCCUACGCCUGGCAACUUAAGAUCUCUGAACGAGCUCGCCGACCAGGCGAGAGCUGACGCUAUCAUCCACACUGGCGACUUCGGAUUCUACGACGACCGCUCGCUAGAUCGCAUUGCCGAGAAGACGCUCCGCCAUGUCGCCCAGUACUCGCCGCUCCUCUCGCAAGCCGUGAAGAACUCGAUCGCGCAAGCACCCCCGCAACCGCCUCUUAGGGAACGUUACGUCCGCGAAGGCCUGAAGCUCUCGGAACUUCCGGACUUCCUCAACGGCACCUACAACCUGAAGGUGCCCGUCUACACGGUCUGGGGUGCAUGCGAGGAUGUUCAGGUUUUGGAGAAGCUACGCUCGGGAGAGUACAAGAUCAACAACCUUCACAUCAUCGAUGAAGCACACUCCCGUCUGGUUGAGGCCGGCGGUAUCAAGCUUCGCCUGCUUGGUCUGGGUGGUGCGGUUGUCAUGCAUAAGCUGUUUGACAAUGGUGAGGGAAGGACGACCAUUGCCGGAGGCCAAGGCACCAUGUGGACGACAUUGUUGCAGAUGGGUGAGCUGGUCGACACGGCCAACCGCGUCUACGACCCCACGGAAACCCGCAUUUUCGUCACGCACGCCUCACCCGCUCGCGAGGGUCUUCUCAACCAGCUUUCCGUGACUUUGAAGGCGGACUUCUCCAUCUCCGCCGGCCUGCACUUCCGUUACGGUAGCUCUUACAACGAGUUCAGCGUGAACCCGACCUUGGACCACUACCGCGGCAAGCUUGCGGCCUCCCGUGCGUCGUUCAACGAUGUCUGGGAGACUGUCAAGACCGAGGUGGAGCCGGCCGUUGCGGAGAACCAAAGCCAGCAGCAGCUACUGAAGCUGGCUCUGGACAUUGUUGAGAAGAUGCCCACCAUCGCCAACGGCGGAAACCCAUUCGGAGGCCAUGUCGGACCCGCGACGGGCCAAAUCGACGAGAGCGCAUUCAAGAACAUGUGGAACUUCAACCUGGCGGACGCUGCUUACGGUUGGUUGGUUCUGGACAUUGACCAGGGAAGGAUCGGUACCGAAAUGCGCGCCCAGGGCUUCAACUUCGCUCACCGCGGUGGAAAGGUUCCGCCGCAGGCACAGGCGGCUGGCGCAAAUGCCGCACCCGCUCAGGCUCCCACUGGUCCUCAGCAGUCUCGUCCGGCUGCUGGCACUCCGGCGCAAUCGCAACAGCCUAAGCCUGCACCCCAGCCCACUCGCUCGCCUGCUCCGGCUGUACCGAAUAUGCCAAUCAAGCCCGCUACCCCGAAGCCUGCCGCCACUCCCAGCGCUGCCGGUACUCCGGCCGUUGGCAAUGCGGAGAAGCCUGCCGAGACCAAGCCCAACGGAACCUCUGGCCAAGACAAGCCUACUGAGCUGGCUGGACCCAAGCCGGACGCCGGAAAUGCGCGCCCUCAGAUCCAUGGUCUUUUCAUCACUAACGCUGGAUCCGAAGACGACGCAAAGGCCUUGUUUGCCGCGGAGGACAAGGACAAGAUUCAGCGCAUUGACAAGGGCAAGAACCCCGCUGGUGGCAUGACGGCUCACUUCGACCCCGCCGAAGACCUCCAGGCGAUCCUGAACAGGAUGGAUCCUGAGUACACCAGUGGUAAGCAAGGCAAGCCGUACGUUAGGGUUUACAAGCCCCGUGGCGGACUUGGCUGGGGAAGCACUCGCGGUGGUGCACAGGGCAGCGGAUACCGCAGCGGCGGAGCCAGCGACAGCGAAGGUGGCCGUGGCCGUGGCGGAUUCCGCGGCGGACGUGGUGGCAGGGGAGGCGAGAGAGGCCGCGGUCGUGGCCGUGGCGGAUUCAAGGAGGGUGGCGCACCCGGCGGCGGCGAUUCGUGA
This is a messenger RNA of Lasiodiplodia theobromae, 1923 nucleotides long. Its product is annotated as Ser thr protein phosphatase family protein. Lineage: Eukaryota; Fungi; Ascomycota; Dothideomycetes; Botryosphaeriales; Botryosphaeriaceae. The coding region runs from base 1 to 1923 and encodes 640 amino acids. The record is from RefSeq and is a predicted model, not a curated record. The transcript is spliced from 4 exons.